Molecule: messenger RNA, 738 nt
Organism: Macadamia integrifolia
Lineage: Eukaryota; Viridiplantae; Streptophyta; Magnoliopsida; Proteales; Proteaceae
Product: probable WRKY transcription factor 40
Exons: 4
Coding region: 1-738 (245 amino acids)
Biological process (GO): regulation of DNA-templated transcription
Molecular function (GO): DNA-binding transcription factor activity; sequence-specific DNA binding
Source: RefSeq, a predicted model, not a curated record
AUGGAUGGUGAACAAGAUACAUCUAUUGCAGAGAAGGUACAAAUUCUGGAAGCAGAGAUGGAGCGUCUAUACAAAGAGAAUGAGAAGCUCAGCUUAUCUCUUGAAGUGAUGACCAAUAACUGCAGGUUCCUUCAAGCCUACCUGCAGGGGAAGCUGACACAAGAAAUAUCUGUUGCCACAGCUGCCGAGAGUGGCUCAAGUGAAGACUUCAACAAGAGAGCUAGGAAUGAAGUAUCAAAAACCAAGAUGUCACGAGUCCUCACAAGAACCGAUCCGGGGGACUUUAGUCUUGUAGUGAAAGAUGGAUACCAGUGGAGGAAAUAUGGGCAGAAGACUACUAAAGAUAACCCAUCACCCAGAGCUUAUUUCAGGUGUUCCAUGUUUCCAUCUGGUUGCCCUGUCAAGAAAAAGGUGCAGAGAUGUGUAGAGGACAAGUCCAUACUAGUUGCAACAUAUGAAGGAGAGCAUAACCAUGCGGUUAUUGAAGCACCAAGUGGUUUUACAUAUUCACCAGAUUGCACAAUCAUGGGCUCAACUACCAAUUCCCAUUGUUUUUUAUCUAAUCUUAACCUUCGUAAACCAAAUACAACACUUAGUUUAGCUCUUCCUCCGGUUUAUGAAGGCAACAAAAUUGAAGAAUAUGUAGCUUCCUUAACCAGAGAUCCUAACUUCAUUGAAGCUUUAGCAGUAGCAGUUGCAAGGUCAAUUGUGACCCUCCCUCAUUCUACUCAGAUGUAA